AUGUCCGACGAAGUGAACGCAAUUCCAAAUGAUGUGGAACCAAAACUUUCACCUUUAGAAAGUGCAACAAAUGAAACUUCUUUUACCAACGACGACAAUUCAUCUAAAGAUGCUUCAGGUGACGAGGACAAAUCUGUCGACUUAUUAAUAAAAUGUGAAGUAACGAUAGAUGAAGAAUCCGAACAGUUAGUGCUCCCCACAAAAGGCCCUAAACGAUCCUUUGCAUGUGAGACAUGUGGUAAAGCCUUCACAUCAUAUUGUAAAGUCGAAAGACACCAAGUGGUGCACACGGGUAUCAAGCCUUUCAAAUGCAACUGCUGCGAGAAGUCUUUCUCGCAACACAGUAGUUUACUCAUCCACUUCAGGACUCAUUCAGGUGAGAAGCCUUAUGUGUGUGAGGUGUGUACUAAAGCCUUUGUUCGUUCAGGGGAUUUGAAGUGUCACUUGCGUAUUCACACGGGGGCUAAGCCUUUUCCGUGCUUGUAUUGUGAGAAAGCGUUUGCGAGACAGAGUACUCUGGCUUUGCAUCACAGGACUCAUACGGGGGAAAAGUCUUAUAUAUGUACAAUAUGUGAUAAAGGCUUUUCGAUGGCUAGUAAUUUGUCGAAGCAUAUGUUAAUACAUACGGAGGAACGCCCGUUUACAUGUGAAAUAUGUAAUAAGGCUUUUAAACGAUCCGGGUACCUUACGAAACAUUAUAUUACACAUAAUAAAAAGAAACCGGAGAUGGUAAUAAAUAAUGGAAUUGGACAUUUAGAGAACCCGGAGAUGGUAAUAGAUAAUGAAAUUGGAUCUUUAGAGAGCCCGGAGAUGGUAAUAGAUAAUAAAAUUGUACAUUUAGAGAGCCCUAGUAUAAAUAGUUGUAAUUGA
This is a messenger RNA of Ctenocephalides felis (cat flea), 870 nucleotides long. Its product is annotated as gastrula zinc finger protein XlCGF42.1-like. Lineage: Eukaryota; Metazoa; Arthropoda; Insecta; Siphonaptera; Pulicidae. Bases 1 to 870 code for a protein of 289 amino acids. The record is from RefSeq and is a predicted model, not a curated record. Gene Ontology annotation, molecular function: RNA polymerase II cis-regulatory region sequence-specific DNA binding; DNA-binding transcription factor activity, RNA polymerase II-specific. The transcript has a single exon. Gene Ontology annotation, biological process: regulation of transcription by RNA polymerase II.